Asterias rubens (European starfish) is the source of this 3384-nucleotide messenger RNA. Its product is annotated as ataxin-1-like. The record is from RefSeq and is a predicted model, not a curated record. Gene Ontology annotation, molecular function: RNA binding; protein binding. Bases 332 to 3109 code for a protein of 925 amino acids. Lineage: Eukaryota; Metazoa; Echinodermata; Asteroidea; Forcipulatida; Asteriidae. The transcript is spliced from 4 exons. Gene Ontology annotation, biological process: regulation of DNA-templated transcription.
GCCUCAGCUCUAGCUAGCUCUCUCUGUGGCUGGCAAUGCAAGGCUCUGGCUAGGCUGCUUGGUGAGGGCUGCUGGCAACUGAUGGUGGUCGGUGUGUGUAGUACACGGUGAUGAUGGUGAUUGUCGACAGAUGAAUGGAAUACCAUACACAACUGGAAAGCUUUCCUCACUCAGUUUUCAUUGUCUUUCCUUAUUAAAACAAAACGACAGUUGUUGUUGAAAUUGCACCUAUACUCGAAGACGGCCAUGCUAUUGCCAAUCCACCAGGUCAGUGUGUAUGUGAUGUGUGGUGGCCCGAUCGGCCAACAACCCCCUCUGGAUUCUGAACAGCAUGUCCCAUCAAGGAUCUGGCAGUGAGCACGAAGACAUUGAUCUGAGUAAGACAGGGUACCAUGCAGGAUUCCCAAGACAAGGUGUGCCACCACAGUAUCAAGCAACAGACAUAGUGCAUCCAGCUACCUCAGAAACACCACAUCAUCCUUCAAGACCUCCAAACUUCCUCCAACCAUGGAGACUCGAGCACCGUUCGGGCCAAGUCGUCUUGGAGAGAACCUACACUGCCACACCUGAGAGGAACCGGGAUCCUUCAAUGGGAAAUAAGAGUGCCUCAAGUGUUAAUUCAGACAAGGGAUCAGCCCCAGUGGGGAACACCCAUGCUGCAAAGGAUAAGGAUGAGAGGACGAUAGUGGAUACUAAAAGGGGAUUGACGGAAGUAGCUAGAGGUAGUCAUGAUGGAGCAGAGAGUAGAGUGGCCAACGUUAGCCACCCUGUUGUCCUACCACACAGCAGCGACUGGCUUAGACAUAAUGUAAGCCACACUCAGACACAGCCACCUACAUCCGUAGCUGUGCCUCUAGUCACGCCAGCUGCUCUAGCCGACAUGGGUCAUCUGUAUAAACUACCCACCUCAGCAACACCAAGCCAACCUAAGAUUUAUUCCUCUGGGAUUUUUAAUCCAUUGUAUACGUUGACCUCGACAACAGCACUUCAGUAUUCAUCAUACGUCAGCCCGUCUACCGUCACGUACAGCCCGUAUAUUAGCGGAUACCCUGUUACCUACCCUGUGGUUGCGCAGGGCAGUGUUGGAUCCGGCCCCUACACAACUGUGGAAUCAUAUUCAGCUAUGUUGGCUAGUAUGGGAAGUCAAGUCCAACAGGCACAAGGUGCCCAAGUACCAAUAUCAACUUACUUACCCUCGGGGGUUAUACCUCUACCCUAUGGUUCGCAACUAACACAUGGUAUUACCAAUUUAAGUUUGUUACCAAAAAGCAGUGGGCAGGACUCGGUACCUACUGUAGGAUACCUUAAUCAACAGCAGCUACAGACAGCCCCUGGUGUUCUUCCAAGCGGACAAGUGUUUACGGGGAUAGUACCUAUAGGUGGUAGUUUACUUACCUUACCUCCUAGAUCGGAGGCAGAGUCCAACAGGCCUGAACCAUCCCAGGAGAAAGAACAGGAACACAAUCAAAGUGCCAAUUUACGGAUAGUAAAACGUGAAGAAGAUGAACGAAAUAUGCAGCGAGAACCAGAAGCCUUACCAUUCCUCAGGCAGACUUAUUCAAUACAACCUGACAACCCUCAAAAUAGAAGUACACCGAAAGCUGCACCUGUAGUGAGUGCCCCUACAGUGGAUUACAAAGACAGGCAUGCGUAUCAUGAAACGAGCACACGUCACGAGUCCAUCAUAAUGACUGUCACAAUACCAAGUGAUAAAUCACGGCAAACUGGAGCCAAAGAUACAAAUCCUGUCUACGCUUCAGGAGAGCACCAACAGUGGAGUGGUGCGAGCUACAACCAACCAACUGACGAUCAGGACGCCGUUUCUUACCACCAAUCUGCCCCGUCAUCAUCAGUCCAGCAUUCUCCACAGGUCCGGUUCCAACUGAGCCCUUCCCCGCACGCCAGGCCCUCUUCGACUGUCUCCCACAUCCCCUCAUCGGAUAGCCAGGAUGUCGAGUUAGUACCAAUGCCCUCUGACCCCAGGACUUAUUCAGUGGCAGUAUCCGCUGACCAUCGCCCUGCACAGACCCAAGAGGUCAUGGUUCAUACUUCUGCGUUAGAACCAGAUAGAACCCCAAUGCAUAACCUCAUGGCAGCGCCACAGAUUUCGGCUCCUUCCUUCUCCAACAUACCAUCGUACUUCACCCGUGGAUCUGUUAUUCAGCUUGCCAGCGGGGAGUUGAAGCGAGUUGAAGACAUGAGAACUGAGGACUUUGUUCACAGCGCUGACAUGUGUGGCGGACUUAAAAUUGACUCCAGUACUGUGGUACGAAUCAAUGAACAUGUGGAUAAUGGUGUAGCACUUAUAAGCUUCUUGGUUGGUGAACACAAGGCACAGGUAUCCUUAGAAGCUCCAAUGGAACAUCCGUUCUUUGUUUUCGGUCAAGGCUGGUCAGCGGUGAAACCAGGACGCUCCCUCAAGAGUUAUAACCUCGGCUGCCAUAAACUGGCCGUCGGUGACGUGUGUGUAUCGUUAACGGUUAAGGACAAGCAUGGUAGAUGGCCCCCUCAAACGCAGCAGCUAGAGGAGCCGUUGGUUCAGCAUCAACCUCCACCUCAGCAAAAGCAGUCUCAAAAACAAUCGCCACAACAAAUUCCAGUGCAAGCCGUUUUUUCGGGUAGCUCAAAAGAAAUACAUGUAUCACCCUCUUGGCCCUUGGAGCCUAAACGUCCUCGACUUGAACCAGUCCAGGAGGAUAGUAGUGACUGGCGAGGCGGCACGGACCCCAGACCGGACAUGACAUGGCAGCAUGAAUCCCCUCGGCAGCAUGAGUCUCUUCGACAGCGUGAGUCCCCUCAACACCGCAGCCAUCCUGAGCCCCCUCCAUCCUCGUAUACAUUUGCGGUUCCUCCGCCUGUGAGCAGAAGUUUCAUGCCAGCAGAACAGAACCCUGCUAAGUUCAUGCAGGGAACUGAUAGCAAUGCAAAUACUGUCUUGAUACGGACUACAGACACCUUGGCCGGGGGGAAAGGGGACAGGCCAACCCCACGGUCAGACAAGCCUCUACAGCCGCUCAAACGACGAUGGUCUGACCCGAUGCAUAUGGCACAGUUGGCUGCAGAUCAAGAACGACACGCUAACACUACUAAAGCCACUGAUCCUCAUUAAUGGUAUGAAAUGUUUUAAGGUUGCUUUGCAGCUUUUCAGUCUCAUGCAGCUUGCUUUGUGUAUAUUAGGUUAAUAUUAAAAUGUUGUUUUUAUAGAUCUUAUCCCAGUUUCGUAGAUUUGCUUACAGUUCACAAAAGUAUACAUUUUAAAGUAUCGGCCUAGUUGUUGGAUUCUUUGACAGCAGAAAUUAUGUGACCAUUUAGCAGCAUUCUUCCUUAAAGGGUUCGGGUACUUUUUCAAAAUGUCCACAGAUUUACAUUAAACUUACAGGGUUU